Anolis carolinensis (green anole) is the source of this 3781-nucleotide messenger RNA. It is a transcript of the gene lamp2, whose product is annotated as lysosomal associated membrane protein 2. Gene Ontology annotation, cellular component: lysosomal membrane; plasma membrane; late endosome membrane. NCBI's taxonomy places the organism in Eukaryota, Metazoa, Chordata, Lepidosauria, Squamata, Anolidae. The record is from RefSeq and is a predicted model, not a curated record. Bases 96 to 1397 code for a protein of 433 amino acids. Gene Ontology annotation, biological process: establishment of protein localization to organelle. The transcript has 9 exons.
CCGCCCCCUCCUCAUAUGACCGGCUUCGGCGCUUGGGCUUGCUGCGCCCGCCCGCGUCUUCUUCUUUCGCGCCUCUCCCGCCGCUGUGAAUCGCGAUGGACGCGCGUUUAAGCCUCUUCGGCCGCUUUCUCUUCCCGCUCGCCUUGCUGCUGCUCGACGGAUCCGUUCUUUUCCAGACGCGAGCUUUGGACGUCGAGGUGAGAGACGAGGACAACAUGACUUGUCUCUACGCGAAGCUGAUGGUGAACAUCUCCAUCAAGUAUGAAACACAAGAGGAUACAUACAAAACCGUGGCCUUCAUGCUCCCGUCGGCCUUGCGGUACGACGGAAGCACGUGCGGCAACGAGACGAGCGGCCCGAUGUUGGCCGUGGAGUUUGGGGACGAGCACUCGUGGGUCAUCAGCUUCGCCGAGAAGGCCGACAUCUACCAAGGGAUCAUUACCUUCACCUACAACACCAACGAUGCGCAGUUGUUUCCAGACGCAAAAAGGAUGGGGCUUGUCACCGUCUCCGCCAAUUACCCCCCGGAGGCUGUGAAGCUGGACACGGUUUACAGCUGCCGAAGCAUCGAGACCAUUGAGUCCGACAACGUGGUGCAAGAGAUCUGGGACGUCACUCUGCAGGCGUUCCUCGACCAAGGGGCCCAGAGUAACAUCGAGACUGUUUGCGACAAAGACAUCGUGGUCACCACCACAGUAAUAUCUACCAUGCGUAUCACGGCGCUUGCCGUCACCGCCGCAGCAAACACCCCCACGGCUCCUCCCACCCCGGAGCCUCCGUUGCCUCCUUUGCCCACGUUGGUGCCGGUGGAACCGCCCGCCACGGGGAGCUACUCGCUCAGCGACCACAGCGUCACCUGCCUUCUGGCCACCCUGGGCCUCCAGCUCAACAUCUCCCAAAAGGUUCCUCUGAUCAUUAACUUCAAUCCGAACACCACGGUUGCUAGUGGUAGCUGCGGCAGCCAAGUCUCUGUGCUCACGUUGACCGACGACAGAUGCAAAGUGGACUUCGUCUUUGCCGUGAAAAACACAACCAUCGAAAGAUUUUCUCUGACGGAAGUGAACAUCACGGUGAUCGAAUCGAAGAACGCGACGCUCAAUGCCGCAAACCGGAGCCUCGAUUACUGGGACGCGACCGUGGGGAGCUCCUACAUGUGCCGGAAGGAGGAGACGCUGGCCGUGACGCCCGGCUACAAACUGAACAUCUUCGACUUGAAGGUCCAGCCGUUCGACGUGAAGGACAACCAGUACGCCACAGCGGAAGACUGCAGCCCAGAGGUGGACAACUUCUUUGUGCCCAUCAUGGUGGGAGCGGCUCUGGCGGGAUUGAUUUCCCUGGUUCUCUUGGCUUAUGUUUUUGGCCGCGGGACCCGCCAGGUUGGCUAUGAGCAUUUCUGAGAAGGGAUGUUCUGGGCGAGAUGUGCCUCUGAAGAGUUGGCCACUGCAACGCACACCUUGAGAACGAGGCCGGUCUCCGUGCAACGCUCCCUGCGUGCUGCGCCGGCUCUUCAUUCGCAGAAACGGACUCGUUUCGUAUUGUAAUUUAAGCCGUGCCAAUACACCCGGUCCAGUGUAAUUUGCCUUGGUCCUUAAAACGGGCUUCCCAAUGAACCACGGUGCCUCAGUCGGUGUGGCUUCCUCUCCCUUUCGGAUGCAAACACUACGGUAUGUCUUGGCCAAAGUUAUAUUUACGCGAGGCGGUGUAUAUUGGAUGUGAAACUACGAGAACGAGAGGAAAAUUAGGAAUCCGGAAAAGGCAACCGGGCCACAUAUCGCCAAGUCUCGCUUCUGAAAUGCAAGUCCCGACUUGCAGAGAAACACCGUUCAAAUGGCACUCAUUUAAAACAAUGUACGAAAGACCAGAUACAACCCGUUGCAUGGAAUUGGAUGGAUUUGUUUGGGGUGCACUGAGCAUUGUGCAUUUUAAUGCACACUGUGUUGUCAAAGGCUUUCCGUGUUCCUGGAUUGCUGUGAGUUUUAAAGGCUUGUCUGGCCAUCUUCCAGAAGCAUUCUCUCCUGAUGUUUCACCCGCCUCUAUGGCAGGCAUCCUCAGAGGUUGUGAGGUCUGUUGGAAACUAGGCAAGUGGGGUUUAUAUACAUAUACAUAUAUACACAUACAUAUUCACACAUGCAUAUACACACAUGCGUAUACACACAUACAUACAUGCAUACACAUACAUAUAUACACAUAUACACAUACAUAUAUACACAUACAUAUACAGUAGAGUCUCACUUAUCCAACAUAAAUGGGCCAGCAGAACGUUGGAUAAUAAGGAGAGAUUAAGAAAAAGCCUUUUAAACAUCAAAUUAGGUUACGAUUUUACAAAUUAAGCACCAAAACAUCAUGUUAUACAACAAAUUUGACAGAAAAAGUAGUUCAAUAGGCAGUAAUGCUAUGCAGAAAUUACUGUAUUUACGAAUUUAGCACCAAAAUAUCACGAUGUAUUGAAAACAUUGACUACAAAAAUGCGUUGGAUAAACCAGAACAUUGGAUAAGUGAGUGUUGGAUAAAUGAGACUCUGCUGUAUAUACAUACAUAUAUACACAUGCAUAUACACACACACACACCUGUGGAAUGAUGUCCAGGGUGGGAGAAGGGACUCUUGUCUGUGACAAGUGUGAAAUGUUGCCAUUGGCCACCUUGAUUAGCAUUGAAUGGCCUUGCAGCUUCAAAGUCUGGCCUUGCAUUCAGAAAACGGGGCAAAUCCAGACAAGAAACAAUCAUCAGGGCCAGCUAACACCUCCCAACAAAGGAUUCCCCCAGGCAAGAAGCAGCCAGGCUUUGAAUCUGCAAGGCCACUCAGUGCUAAUCAAGGCGGUCCAUUGCAACAUUCACACUUGCCUCCGACAGACAAGGACAUAGAUAAAUAUCAACCCCACUUGCAUAGUUUUCCAACACCCCUCGCAACUUGAAAAUGGUUGUCAUAGAUGUGGGCGAAACGUCAGGAGAGAAUGCUUCUGGAACAUGGCGCUAGAUCCCGGAAAACUCACAGCAACCUUAAUGCAGAGUGUUGGAAAACUGAGCUGGUUCUCUGCCCAGGAAAUGGAAUAAUGUAUUGAAAAAAGAGUGAAUGAUCAUGCUCUUGAGCAUAUUAUUGAACACUUUGAGCCUCAUUUAUGGACAUUGGAGCAUGGCCAUCCUCUCUGUCCAUUAAAUGCACUGAACGUGUUGAUUUUCCCAAAUUUCUUACUCAGGCUUUGCCUUCUGGUUUUUAUUUUCAACCGUUCAGAAUAAUCAGAAUGUGUCCUAAUUCUUGUAAUAUCAAUACGAAGCCUUGGCUUUGCAGUGACGUUGAUUAAAUUUGAUUUAAUCUUGAAGUGUCUUAAAUAGCGUGUGCAUGCCACCCCUGUUCAUGUGAUACACUAAUGUUUCUCUAAAAUCUGCAUGUCACAUUGAAAGGAUAGCUUGGCAUGACAUACAGAAUUUGGAAUAAGUAGCAAUGGUAUUUUUUUGCCUUCCUUCGACUCGUCCUACCUCUUAUCCAUAGGCCACAGACGGCAUUGAGAAGCUCAGUUUUCAACCUAUCAACUAAACAAGCAAUGCUGGGUAAUAUUGCUCAUGUUCAUGCCUUGGUUUCUGAAGCUCGUUUUUUAAAACUAACCAUAGUUAACAGUUAACCACAGUUUGUUGUUCAGGUGAUCUAGGAAGCUGUGGUUCAAUGGAAAUGGGUGCUGCCAAGAGUCUCAACCGCAGUUGUUUACUUUGGUGUCUGUACUUGCUGAAAUAGCUGUUUUGAACUCAUUCUCGGUACUAAAAAAUAAAAUAAACUUUUAAAUAAAAA